Saprolegnia diclina VS20 is the source of this 3173-nucleotide messenger RNA. RefSeq lists its product as hypothetical. The transcript has 16 exons. The record is from RefSeq and is a predicted model, not a curated record. Lineage: Eukaryota; Oomycota; Saprolegniomycetes; Saprolegniales; Saprolegniaceae. Gene Ontology annotation, cellular component: MKS complex; ciliary transition zone. Gene Ontology annotation, biological process: cilium assembly. The coding region runs from base 14 to 3070 and encodes 1018 amino acids.
CGGAUACAUACACAUGCGCGACCUCGGCCGGGUCGGGCUUCUCGGGGCUCUCGGGCUCGGUGUCGUGUAUGGCCUCGCGACGACGACCUGUGGGCCGACGCAGUACUUUGACACGCCGAGUCUCAGCUGCGCGUCCUGUCCAACGGGGAUGGUCGGCCGCAACGCGGCUGCCGCAUGCACGUGCAGCGCCGGCGCAAUCCUUGCAGUGAAUCCGUCGCAGCUGUGCUGGAACGCGUGGCCCAAACCGUGCGACGCCCGGACGUGCGUCAACUGCCCGGCGGCGACAGUGCCCAGCCGCGACGGCGCGGCGUGUCUUCCGUGCGACAACACGACGCUCGGCAUCCGCAACAACGACUGCCAGUGCCGCGCCGGCAUGGUCCUCGUCGAUCGCUACGCCAAUGCGACGCUGCUCGCGGCCAAGACGUGUCUCCCAUGCAACAAUGGCAGCGUCGAUGCUUCCGGCUACGUGUGCACGCUCUGUCCUGUUGAUAUGCUCAGUGGCAGCAACGGCUGCGUCUGCCGCCCUGGCUUUGUGAGCACGGGCAUCGCAGCGAUUGGGCUGCUGCGCUGCGUCGACCAAGGCAACGUGUCGGCGAUCACCGCCAUGUACCCGCUCCAGUCGGCGACGCAAGUGACGUUUGCCGAUGCGUCACGGACGUUUACAAGCGCGAUCUUCGAGCACUAUUUUACGUCGGCGGCCGUCGGGUGCUACUACUAUAGCAACGAAGACAACAAUGGCGCGUGCCAGACCCUGGGCAAUCUCUGCGUCCUCCAAAUGUUUGCGUCAUCGAGCGCGGCGUGCAGUCUACUGCGUCAGCUCGCGUCGUCGAGCCGCCUCACGACCUCGAACGGGAUGAGUGGCUGGAGUGCGACAUUGCCCUUUCUCCUCUACAAUGGCGGCGCCACUUCGAUUCUCACCCAAACCUCUCUGCAGCUCACGAUGUCGUUUUCUGCCGCGGCCAACCCGGGGACCAACGACACGCUGCAGUUUAUGCUCGCUUCCUAUACGCUUAACGGAACGUACUUGGGCCUCCACCCGCUCUCGACGCAGUUGCUGCUGUGCGACCCCACGGCUCGUGGCAACUUUGGCUUUGGCCUCGACUGGCUGCGCUUUGGCCUGAGCAAGACGUUUGCCUACAGCUGCGACCUGACAGCAGCGUUUGCAUCACCACCAAACGUGCUGUUGUACGAACUGUACCUUGUCGACACUGACAAGUCGCUGCUGCCCGUGCCCAUUCGCGUGCUUAACUAUCGCGACGGGCGGAAUUUGGCCGUCAACAUAAACCGCGCGCCGACCGACGUCGAAGGCGACCAGCUCACACACCGCUUUUAUGUUCUGGACGCUGCGUCCGGGGUCGCGUCGGGCUACACGACACCUAGCGUUGUCUCGUAUGCGUCCCGCCUUUUGCUCUCGAUUCAAACCCAAGCGUCCAGCGUCAGCGCGCUCUACCCGCCUGUCUUGACCAUCGAAUACACUAGUAUCGAGUCGCCGGAUGCAAUCGUAUCCAGUGUCUUUCAAGUGCAAUAUUCGUCGAGCACCAAGGCGUUUUGGUCGGUCGCGCUCGCGCUCUUCGUGCUCGCGUGCGUCGUCUCGGGCUGCAGCGUUCUCUUGCAGUACUACACGUGGCAGCGCCGGCACACGCGGGGCAGCGACAUCACCGCGUCCACAUGUACCACCGUCUUGUUUCUAAGUACUUUUGCGCUACGGUCGUCGCAUCGACUCGAAGAUAUCCUAGGCCGCACGUUGGCGUCCACACUCUCGACGUGGCUGGUCGGCAUUCUAAGUGUGCUCACGGGCUACUACUUGAUCUUUUUCAAGCUCCAGUCGGCCGUCUAUACCCUGCUGCCGGAACACAACCCGUCGUACGGUGUCUCUGAUGAGUACGCGCCGUUCGAGAUCGUGCUCGUCGGCGCGGCGAUGGCCAAGACCAUUGCGCUUCUCUGUACGGUCUACGUCCAAGCGAGCGUCGAAAUGUUCUUUCUCGACUGGGAAAAGCCCCGCGGAACUCCCGAGAGCCCGUCGCCCGUGAGCAUUUGGCGCACGAUCCUCGUCGCCAACGAGUGGAACGAGCUGCAGACCGCGCGCGGCUCGUCGUUACCCCUAACCCUACUCGGUCUCUUAUGGCUACUUCUCGGGUGUGAGUAUGCCACCUUGGCAUCCCCUCAGCCGCUCGUGUACGGCAUGGCGUUUGGCGCUCCGAACGAAUACCUCCGCUUUGCCAACGUUGUGGCGUGGUGGACCGUCCUCACCGCGUCGCAGUGGCUCUGGCGCUGGCUCAUUUAUGAACGAUGGAUCUCGGAGCCGCGCCACCUCCUCUUCCUCGACCUCUGCACGCUAGCCAAAGUCAGCUGCGUGCUGUUAGACGAAGCAUACCACGGGUACUACCUCCACUGCCGGUCGCCGUACGCAUUCGCCGACGGCUCGAUGCUCGACUUGACCGAGCAGCUCAAGCAAGAGGCCGCGGGUCUCACGGCGUCGCGCGGCCUCGACGGCGGCCCCGACGACUGCCAGUGCUUUGAGCUCUUCUUGACCAAAGCGUGGCGCAAGCGCUUCAUGAAGCUCUAUGGCGCUGAGGAGGCGAAAACCCACGCGCAGCCAACGCUGCUGCACGACGUUCUCGAGCGCCGACGUACGAAUACGCUGCUCGCACCACCGCGCAAAGCGGCGCCGUCCCCCAAGCUCGUCCACGCCGGGCACAAGCUCACUGCAUUUUUGCGAUCGUUUGUCGACAAUACGGACGAGAGCUUUCGCUGGAAAAUGGUGUCGGGCCAGCCGUGCCUGGCGCGGUAUUUCCGCCUCCCGCCCGACCUCAGCGCGGCCAAGACCUCGCUCUUCGUCGCCGAUGCACAGGCAACGGGUUUUACGUCCAUGCUCUUCCUCGGCCUCGAGACAGAACUCGUGCUCUGGAACAUGCUUGUCUUUGCGACGUGCGACGUGUGGUGGGGCAACCACGCGAUCUCGGCGCUCUGGACGUACGUGGCCGAGUGUGCGCUGGUACGGUUGCGCCAGCACUGGGGCACGCGGAAUGUCGCCAAGCGCACUCUCGUUGACGCCCGCUUCUUGAUCUAACGUCAGCCUUGAGCUCGCGUAACUUUAGUAGUAUAUAUCUGAGCCACAGUGAAUAUGUACGCUGGUCCGAGAGGUUUGUCGGAUGUAACUAGGAAAUGUGUUU